AUGUCUGUGUACGAACCUCAGUUCAACCACAACAUGUGGAAGUACAACCGACGUUACUCUCAGCCUAGCUGCUCCGGGGGAAAGUACUACUACUCCAGGAACAUUCCCCAUCCUAGGAUGGUCUGUCACCUACCAGGAUUAAACAACGCUCCGGUCUGUGUUGUAAGAAGCAGCUUUUCAAGAGAACACCUAUCUGCUGGCAACACAGUCGUCCCCGAGCAAAAAGCUGAUCAAGAACACGUGCUAACUGGGAAUGCCGCAAGCAACGCAUCUGCCAACUGCUACCUUCCAAAGCUCGAGGGUUUCAGGCGAAGGGAGCUAGGCACUUCACAGUCCGUGACACAAGGACGUGCAGGUAUUCCUGAAAGGAUUCAAAAUCACCUUACUUCAUCUGAAAAGCUUUUGAAAAAACGAUGCCAAGCCUCUGCACAACCUGCAAAUAGACAGGGAAUCCACGUCACGCCUCUCACCCAGGCCUCCUCUCCAUUCCUCAACUUGCGUAACGGUCCUCGCAUCCGGGAGAAUGGGAAUUCUGACGUGAGCUACCUGGAUCAGGACAUAAAGGUGCUGCAAAAACUCGGCAAAAUUUUGCAGACAGAUUCACUUUCCGAGAUCCAAAAAUGGUUCGCAAGGGCAAGUAAAAAAGAGAAAGACUACGUGUCCAGUCUGAUUUAUUCAGAAUCGGUGGCAAGCCGAAACAUGAAACAGGAAAACACUCUGCCUGUUGAUUUCCAGAAGGACGUGCAGGUAUUCCUGAAAGGAUUCAAAAUCACCUUACUUCAUCUGAAAAGACAGGGAAUCCACGUCACGCCUCUCACCCAGGCUUCCUCUCCAUUCGUCAACUUGCAUUACGGUCCUCGCAUCCGGGAGAAUGGGAAUUCUGACGUGAGCUACCUGGAUCAGGACAUAAAGGUGCUGGCAAAAACUCGGCAAAAUUUUGCAGACAGAUUCACUUUCCGAGAUCCAAAAAUGGUUCGCAAGGGCAAGUCUUCAGCUAAAGAAUCAGUGGCAAGCCGAAACAUGAAACAGGGCUAA
Gymnogyps californianus (California condor) is the source of this 1035-nucleotide messenger RNA. RefSeq lists its product as uncharacterized. The transcript has 11 exons. NCBI's taxonomy places the organism in Eukaryota, Metazoa, Chordata, Aves, Accipitriformes, Cathartidae. The coding region runs from base 1 to 1035 and encodes 344 amino acids. The record is from RefSeq and is a predicted model, not a curated record.